Molecule: messenger RNA, 279 nt
Organism: Auanema sp. JU1783
Lineage: Eukaryota; Metazoa; Nematoda; Chromadorea; Rhabditida; Rhabditidae
Source: the annotation of a GenBank genome assembly
AUGUUUCUCAGCCCAAGCUAUUGGGCAACUAUAUCACGUAGAAGAGAAGAUAGACGACCACUUUAUCGUCGAAUCCUCACCAAUCGUCGGUUGGAUAUUCUACAUAAAACUUUUGUAAGAUCAAUCCUUGGUUUUAUUUUGUUCAGUACGUCGUACUGUAUCGUUAAUACAGGGAUAUAUUAUAAAUACGUACGUCCACUUCGUCAAGAGGAAAGGGAACAGUUGGAACGAGAGUUGAUCGAAGCUGACAGAGCUGGUUUUGGCAUAAAUUUGAAGUAG